Messenger RNA from Drosophila takahashii, 1356 nucleotides. RefSeq names its product serine protease inhibitor 77Ba-like. Gene Ontology annotation, molecular function: serine-type endopeptidase inhibitor activity. Lineage: Eukaryota; Metazoa; Arthropoda; Insecta; Diptera; Drosophilidae. The record is from RefSeq and is a predicted model, not a curated record.
UGUGGAACAAGGAGCAGGAACCGUUUCUCCAAAGUGAUAAUAUACUUGAUUCGUGUUGGUUGUUUUAAUGUCAGGAGCACAUGUUAAAUUUAAAGUAAAAUGAAGGUUGGUUUUAUAGUGCUCUUCGGAGCCACAUUAAUAUUGUUGGCGCAGGGCCAAGAUGACGAUGAUGAUGGUGGCUAUGCCGAGUUGACGGAGGGAAUCGAAAAGUUUUCUCUUGAGCUCUGGCAGAGGUUAGCCAUAUGGGUAGAACCGAGACAUGAUGAUAGCUACAUGCUGGCGUCCUUUUCCGUGUGGGCCAUUAUGUUAGUACUCUACGUGGGAGCUGAAGGAAGAACCCGCACCCAGCUGCGUGAUUCCUUGGGGAUCACCGUUGACGAAGAGGAAAUGAAUGAGUUCUACAGGGACAGAAGAAUACUUAUCAACACCACAACUCCUGAGAUGGUGGUUCACACCUUGCAAAAUCUGUACUAUGACAGGAACUAUCAUAUCGAUCAACAAUACAGGAGUGUUGUGCUUGAGAACGGAACGACACCAUGGCCAUUGGCCUUCUCACAAAAUAUUGUUCGGAUAAACGACGAUAUUAAGUACGAAACUUCUGGAUUUAUUAAGCAGAGAUAUGAGCAACGAAACAUAUCCGGGGCCAGGAUGUUACUGCUCUCUGCCAUCUACUUCAAGGCCAAGUGGAAGUACCCGUUCGACAAGAAGCUGACGAAAAAGGAACCUUUUUACAGCGAGGAAGACGGCAAGCAAUUGUCUAAGAUGCCCAUGAUGGUGCAGACAGGUAAAUUCGCCUACGUGGAUGACAUAGAUGAACUGGAUGCCCGUGUCCUGGAACUGCCCUACGGUAAAAAGGGACUAGUGAUGCUCGUGAUGCUGCCCACCAACGGCGCCAAAAUCACCGAUACGGUCAACCAACUCAGGUACAUGGGGAUGAGUCCUGUCCUGGAUGCUCUCAAGAAAAGGACCACCAAGAACAAGGAAGUGGAGGUCAAGAUACCCAAAUUCGAUACAUACACCAGAUAUUAUCUUACGAAAUUCCUAUCAGAAAUAGGUAUCGUGGAUGUUGUAGACUCUUAUAAGGCUGAUCUAUACCGGAUGACCUCAGAUACCCACAACGGUGUAAGAAUGUCCCUCUCGAACUGCAACCAGUUCAGCCGGAUAGUGGUGGACGAAGAAGGCAUCAAGGGGUCGACCCCGAGGCCUGCGCCAAAAAAUAAGACCGGGGUGGUAAAGUUCCACUUGAACAAGCCUUUCGUGUAUGUGAUCUUUGAAAAGGAGAAGAACCUGAUGCUCUACGUCGGCGCUGUGCGGAACCUGACCACGGAACCAGCCACUUUGGAACGUUAAAUUUCA